AUGCACAAUCUUACCUCCAUGCCUGCAUUUCUGCUGCUGGGAUUCUCAGAUAUUCGAGAACUACAGCUCUUGCACUUCUUCAUGUUCCUAGUCUUGUACUUGAUGGCAAUAAUAGGGAAUCUUUUAAUUGUCAUUGUCAUUGUCCUUGAUCACCACCUUCAUACCCCUAUGUAUUUCUUUCUAAUGAAUUUGGCCAUCAUGGACCUUGGAACAGUCACAGUUAUGGUGCCCAAAUCAAUGGCUAUUUCCCUUUACAACAACAGGUUAAUUUCUUAUUUUGGAUGUGUUGCUCAGGUUUUCUUUUUACAUUUUUUUGGAAUAUCAGAUUUUGCUCUCCUAACUAUAAUGGCACAUGACCGUUACGUUGCUAUUUGCAGACCACUGCAAUAUGAGACAAUUAUGCACAAAGGAGCCUGUAUGCGGAUGGUAGCCAUUGGGUGGAUCACAGGCUUUCUUGCUGCCAUGUUACAUACUGGGAGCACCUUUGGUAAUACCUUCUGUGCUAAUUCUGUCCAUCAGUUCUUCUGUGAAAUCUCAAAAUUACUGAAGAUCUCUUGCUCCGACUUUUACCUAGUUGAAGUUCGGGUUCUUGUGAUAGCCUUUAUUAUAUCAGUAGGAUGCUUCAUUUUCAUCAUCAUAACAUACAUGCAGAUCUUUUCUACAGUGCUCAGAAUACCUUCUUCAGAUGGUCAGAAAAAAGCCCUCUCCACUUGCAUUCCCCACCUCACUGUUGUCUCUUUGCUUAUGUUCACUGGUGCCUUUGCCUACGUAAGGCCACCCACUGACUCUUCUUCUGAUCUAGAUAUAGUUUUUGCUGUGAUAUAUACCAUAAUUCCUCCCACAUUAAAUCCAUUUAUUUACAGUAUGAGAAACAAAGAAAUUAAGACUGCUUUGUGGAAACUGUUCUAUAAAAAUGGUGUUGUAUACUGUUCUAUAUGUUAA
This is a messenger RNA of Podarcis raffonei (Aeolian wall lizard), 942 nucleotides long. Its product is annotated as olfactory receptor 14A16-like. The record is from RefSeq and is a predicted model, not a curated record. Gene Ontology annotation, cellular component: membrane. Gene Ontology annotation, biological process: G protein-coupled receptor signaling pathway. The coding region runs from base 1 to 942 and encodes 313 amino acids. Gene Ontology annotation, molecular function: olfactory receptor activity; G protein-coupled receptor activity; odorant binding. The transcript has a single exon. Lineage: Eukaryota; Metazoa; Chordata; Lepidosauria; Squamata; Lacertidae.